Microcebus murinus (gray mouse lemur) is the source of this 4441-nucleotide messenger RNA. The record is from RefSeq and is a predicted model, not a curated record. NCBI's taxonomy places the organism in Eukaryota, Metazoa, Chordata, Mammalia, Primates, Cheirogaleidae.
GGCUCAGCCCCCAGAGAGGGCGGGGAGAUGACACAGUUGUUCCCCCAGCCCUGGCGGGGCGGGCAGCAUGGUUCACUCCAGCAUGGGGGCUCCAGAAAUAAGAAUGUCUAAGCCCCUGGAGGCCGAGAAGCAAGGUCUGGACUCCCCGUCAGAGCACACAGACACUGAAAGAAAUGGACCAGACACUAACCAUCAGAACCCUCAGAAUAAGACCUCCCCAUUCUCUGUGUCCCCAACUGGCCCCAGCACCAAGAUCAAGGCUGAAGACCCCAGUGGUGACUCAGCCCCUGCAGCACCCCCGCCCCCCCAGCCGGCUCAGCCUCAUCUGCCCCAGGCCCAACUCAUGUUGACAGGCAGCCAGCUAGCCGGGGACAUACAGCAGCUCCUCCAGCUCCAGCAGCUGGUGCUUGUGCCAGGCCACCACCUCCAGCCACCUGCUCAGUUCCUGCUGCCACAGGCCCAGCAGAGUCAGCCAGGCCUGCUGCCAACGCCAAAUCUAUUCCAGCUACCUCAGCAAACCCAGGGAGCUCUUCUGACCUCCCAGCCCCGGGCCGGGCUUCCCACACAGGCCGUGACCCGCCCCACGCUGCCCGACCCGCACCUCUCGCACCCGCAGCCCCCCAAAUGCUUGGAGCCACCAUCCCACCCCGAGGAGCCCAGUGAUCUGGAGGAGCUGGAGCAGUUUGCCCGCACCUUCAAGCAACGCCGCAUUAAGCUGGGCUUCACACAGGGUGAUGUGGGCCUAGCGAUGGGCAAGCUCUACGGCAACGACUUCAGCCAGACGACCAUUUCACGCUUCGAGGCCCUCAACCUGAGCUUCAAGAACAUGUGCAAACUCAAGCCCCUCCUGGAGAAGUGGCUCAACGACGCAGAGACUAUGUCUGUGGACUCAAGCCUGCCCAGCCCCAACCAGCUGAGCAGCCCCAGCCUGGGUUUCGACGGGCUGCCCGGCCGGAGACGCAAGAAGAGGACCAGCAUCGAAACAAACGUCCGCUUCGCCUUAGAGAAGAGUUUUCUAGCGAACCAGAAGCCUACCUCAGAGGAGAUCCUGCUGAUCGCCGAGCAGCUGCACAUGGAGAAGGAAGUGAUCCGCGUCUGGUUCUGCAACCGGCGCCAGAAGGAGAAACGCAUCAACCCCUGCAGUGCAGCCCCCAUGCUGCCCAGCCCGGGGAAGCCGGCCAGCUACAGCCCCCACAUGGUCACACCCCAAGGGGGCGCGGGGACCUUACCGUUGUCCCAAGCUUCCAGCAGUCUGAGCACAACAGUUACUACCUUAUCCUCAGCUGUGGGGACGCUCCACCCUAGCCGGACAGCCGGAGGGGGUGGGGGCGGGGGCGGGGCUGCGCCCCCCCUCAAUUCCAUCCCCUCUGUCACUCCCCCACCCCCGGCCACCACCAACAGCACAAACCCCAGCCCUCAAGGCAGCCACUCGGCUAUCGGCUUGUCAGGCCUGAACCCCAGCACGGGCCCUGGCCUCUGGUGGAACCCUGCCCCUUACCAGCCUUGAUGGCAGCGGGAACCUGGUGCUGGGGGCAGCCGGUGCGGCCCCGGGGAGCCCUGGCCUGGUGACCUCGCCGCUCUUCUUGAACCACGCGGGGCUGCCCCUGCUCAGCGCCCCGCCUGGCGUUGGCCUGGUCUCCGCAGCAGCUGCAGCUGUGGCAGCCUCCAUCUCCAGCAAGUCUCCUGGCCUCUCCUCAUCCUCUUCCUCCUCCUCCUCCUCCUCCUCCUCCUCCUCCUCCACUUGCAGCGAGGCGGCAGCACAGACCCCUGGAGGCUCAGGGGGACCCGAGGCAGGGUCCAAGCCUGAGUGAGGGCCCGCCAUGCCUCCCCUCCCACUCCUCUGACCCCCACCUAGGCCCCCCGCCCGGGAAGAGGGCGAGGAGGCCAGCAGCGGGGACGCAGAGGGACCUCGGAGCAGGAGUGACAAGGGAGGAAAGACCAAAAAAACCCCAACCAACCAAAAAAAAAAAAAGGAAAGAAAACCAAAAAUAAUCACAACAGAAACCAGCUGCCCCAAAGGAACCAGAGGUGAAAAACGAACAAACAAACAAAAAAAAGCCAAAAAGCAAACCAAAAAAUCCCCUACAAAAUCAAACCAACCAAAAACCAGUCUGGAGCCAGACCUCAGUGUGCUCACCCUCACUGCUACGACACCAAAAAGAGCCCCAGCCAGGGGCGGAGGAGCCUCGGCAGGUCGGACCUCACGCCACCGAGCCCUGGCUAUGGGGCCAACCCCAACCCUGCCUCCCCCAGCGGGGGCUACAGAAGGAAAAAGAGAAUAUGCCAGCCUCCUGGCCCCAGCCCCAGCCCUGGGCCAGCGAAGACAGGGCACAGCCUAGGGCAGACGGGCUGGGGCUCGGAACCAGCCGCCAAAUGUUCUUUUCCAGAAGGUGAAAGAGAAAGGGCCUGAACAACCUUACACCAAAUAUUCAGUAGCUUCAUCCAAAGGAUGUACAGAAUUUUUAGCAUUGUGCUCAACAGAAUGUGUCCCUAUCAUGUGUCCCCCCACUCCCUGGCUCCCCCGCUCUCCCCAUCUGGGCAGGGGGGUCUUGCUUUAACCUCCUCCCUCCCCCCAGCCAGGAGAGAGUUCAGGGGGCAGGCCUGGGGAUGACUGCUCAUCCCCUGCUCCUCCCCUUCUUCCCCUUUGAAGGGUGGGCUAGGCCAUUUUGCCAAGUUCUAGCUCUCACAAGUCCCUCCUCAACCCUGUCACCUUCUCGGCUCUGGAAUCUACGCCCUCCCCAGCCCAUGGGAAGGUGGAAAUUUCAGAUAAGAGGGGAUGAGGUGAGGGCAUUCAAGUUGUCUUUUUUUCCAUCUUGUCUGUCAGUUUCCCUGAAAAAAAAAAAAUUCAUAUUCCAGUGCCUAUCCGUGGGAUCCUUCACGUUCUUCGACAUUAACCAAAAACCAAAAAGAGAACUCGCCUCGCUCUUCCCCUCCUGCGCCCCUCUGACACUGGCGAAUGCCUCUCCUCCCCCACAUGCACACACGCACGCACCCCGGUGGUGGGGGUCCUCGAGAUGGCAUCCCCAUCAGGGUCCCCGUGGCAGGGACAGUGCCAUGACCUGUGGUCCAAUCCAAGAGGGCACGGUGGUGGCCACCACUUCCACGAGACCUCCACCAGUCUUGGCUGACCCCCGUGUGUGUCCAACCCUGGACGCACCUCAGUGGGGCACGGAGGAGAGACGCCGCCGGGAGCCACCUCGCCCUCCUGCUGUUGUGGAGGCCAACGAAGUUUUGAACCAAAAAAACAAAAACAGAAAACCAAACAAACAAUAAAUUUAAACUAGAAAAAAAAAGAAUUUAUAGAUAUAUAUAUAUAUAUAAAAGGGAAAGAAGACAAGGACUCUUUGAGAAGAAGAAGGAGCCGCGAGGUGGAGCCAAGCCCUUGGUCCCCAAGGCGGAUGGAAGGACGGAUGCUUCUUUCUCUUCACAAAUACCUCAUGGACGUCGUCUUUGGGAAAGCCGGAGGGGGCGGCUGGGGCAGGGCCUGUCCCUGGGCCAGGGCGGAUGGAAGCGAGUGGGCAGGGCUGAGAGAGGGUGUCAGGGACAGGGGUGAAGAGCCCCAAACUCCCCGCCCCCCCCAAUCAACUGAAAAAGCUUUAAAAAAAAAAAGACAGGAAAAAAAAGGAGUAAGAGCAAAAAGAAUGGACGAAGGAAAACUAACAACUUUCGGGUGGUUUGAUUCUUCCUUUGAUUUCUUUUUCUGUUCUCUUCUGUCCUCUCUCCUUUCUGUCUCUCUCUUCUUUCUCUCCUUUCCCUCUCCUUUCCUCUUCCUUUGCUCUUCUCUCAUCUCUCUCAACCUCAUUCUUUCUGUGUCUCUCCUCAAACCAAAGUGUCGCUGUGAAGGACGGGAGCCAUUGAAGUCUGAGUGGAGCCCAGCGGCCGCUGGGCCGGAGCAGAGGGAGGGGAAGCCGUGUGGCUUCCACUUUCUGCUGGACACUCGGGGGAGAGCAAGACGGAGCCCCAGGCCUCAGCGUUCUCUUUUUUUCUUGUCUCCUUUCUCCCACCCGGGAAAUGAAACUGUUGGGCUGGGCCAUGGAGGCAGCAGAGACUCGGCCGUGGCAGGGACCUCCGGGUGCCUUCUCUGGGCAGUGGUGGAGUGGCCGCCCCCCCACCCCUGGCACCAAUGGGGCCUGGCACCAUGUCCACCCAUCCUCGCCGGAAUGUAAGCAUCUCUGCCGAACCAACUCCCUGCCCUUACCCUACCUCUGAGUUUGUCCAUGUUUAUUUCCUGAAGAGAGAAGGGAUUGGCGAGAGGGCCUGGGCCCCAGCCCGAGGGUGGAGAGGGGGCCAAGGGCUCCUGACCAGAUAGGAAGGACAUUUGAGCAGAGCAAAAUGAAAGGAAUUACAACCAAAAACCCCCUCCGAGAAGACAGGCAGCAUGGAAGGCAUGGUGGAGAUGACUCAAACAAAAACUAUGAUUCUAGACCAAAAAAAAAAAAAA